Molecule: messenger RNA, 324 nt
Organism: Sclerotinia sclerotiorum 1980 UF-70
Lineage: Eukaryota; Fungi; Ascomycota; Leotiomycetes; Helotiales; Sclerotiniaceae
Exons: 2
Coding region: 1-324 (107 amino acids)
Source: RefSeq, a predicted model, not a curated record
AUGUCAAAGCAGCACACCAUGAAGGCCAUCACCGGCUUCACUGUUCAAAUUGGACCUCGGUAUUGGAGCUCAGAAAGUUUGUUGCUAUACCUGAAACGAGUAUUUAUUUGCAAGUGCAAACAUGAGCCAUUUAAGUUCGUAUUUUCCAAGCUUGCACAUGAAAUCUGGGCAGGCUCUAUCCUGAAACAAUUCACCGAUUUUCCACCACCAAAUUUGUUGAGCCAUGAGCUUCUCGUUCAAUUGUUAUCACUGCUACAUUUUAAACUUAUGUGCUUCAUGUCGCUUUUAAGAAAAGAUAGGCUAGCACGGGACAAAAAGCUAUAG